AAAAAUAAUAAAAAAAUAUGAUAAAAAUGCAGCGACGGCCAUCUUCACCAGGAUCAUCGCCCGUUGAGCUCGGAGACUGCCUGGAAGAGCUGCUCAAGUUCACGCUCCAAUCUCACAUCGAUGGAGCCCUAGAGCAUGAUCUAGGCUUAUCUGCAGAGUUCUGCUCCCACCUCCUGAAUGACGAUCUUCCUCGACCCAAUUUAGAUCGCCCUGACGUUUCCAAAUUGUAUAAGGAUCUAGCGUCGACUCUUUGGAAGUCGGUCUCCAAAGCACCGUGUGGGUCAUUAGAUGACUUGGAGGACAAAGAAAAAUGUAAGGAGUUGAUUACCCAAGGAGGAGCUGAAUUAGUAAAUGUUCUAAAGACAGUUAACUUUGAGCUUCAUGUUCAGGAGCCUUUCUUUACUCAGCUAAAAGAUGGCCUAAAGACAGUGGAAGGAAGAUGUGCUGCUGGUGAUUACAUUCGAAUUCAGCCUGGAGCCUUGAUACUUUUCAAUAAAUGUUUGUUGUUUGAGGUUCAGGAUGUUCGUCAAUACCCUUCAUUUUCUGCAAUGUUGGAAGCAGAAAGUCUUGAUAAAGUUCUUCCUGGAGUAAAAACCUUAACAGAUGGUGUUCAAAUAUACAGGAAUUUCUAUUCUGAAGAGAAAGAACAGUCCAAUGGUGUCCUUGGAAUUCAUGUCAAAAAAUCUGUUGUCCAGCCAUCCGUUAUUUUGUCCAGAAUUAUAUCUGGAUUAGGCUACAAUGCUAUUCAAAGCUUUCUUGGCUUUUCAAGCACAGAAGAAGCACUGUAGGAGUGAUUUCGAACAUCAAACAAAUGUUCUUGCCUUGACAUAUUCAAAUAAUAAGGUAACUCAAAUCUUACUUUCUCUUGAAGUGAUUCCUUAUCGUUUUGAGAUUGUUAGAUAUAUUGUAAAAAUAUUAUUCUUCAAUAAGAUUGUUGGAUCAAAUUCUCAAGAGUUCCAAUC
Messenger RNA from Cucurbita maxima (winter squash), 962 nucleotides. RefSeq lists its product as uncharacterized. NCBI's taxonomy places the organism in Eukaryota, Viridiplantae, Streptophyta, Magnoliopsida, Cucurbitales, Cucurbitaceae. The record is from RefSeq and is a predicted model, not a curated record. The transcript is spliced from 9 exons. The coding region runs from base 18 to 788 and encodes 256 amino acids.